Molecule: messenger RNA, 2982 nt
Organism: Euleptes europaea (tarantolino)
Lineage: Eukaryota; Metazoa; Chordata; Lepidosauria; Squamata; Sphaerodactylidae
Gene: DSE
Product: dermatan sulfate epimerase
Exons: 5
Coding region: 52-2922 (956 amino acids)
Molecular function (GO): chondroitin-glucuronate 5-epimerase activity
Source: RefSeq, a predicted model, not a curated record
UACUUCGAAGAUGGUUCGGCUGACAUUGAGACCUGGAGCUCUGAUGCCACAAUGAGGACUCACACACGGGGGGCUCCUAGUGUGUUUUUCAUACACGUGAUUUGCCUCGUACUGGUCUACAGCACUGACGACACCCCAAGCACUAUGGUUCCUUUUGUCAAUGCCAACUAUGAUAGCUACCCCAUGCUCUACUUUUCCAGAGGAGAGAUUCAGGAUUUACGAUUCAAGGCAGCCAGCACACAUCAACACAUUUCAGCUCGGCUGACCGAGGCCGUACAGACCAUGCUGACAAAUCCCUUGGAGUACCUUCCUCCCUGGGACCCUAAGGACUUCAGUGCUCGGUGGAAUGAAAUCUAUGGCAACAACCUGGGGGCCCUGGCAAUGUUCUGUAUACUGUAUCCAGAGAACAUGGAAGCCAUCAGCAUGGCCAAGGACUACAUGGAACGAAUGGCGGCUCAGCCUAGUUGGUUAGUAAAGGAUGCCCCAUGGGAUGAGGUCCCUCUUGCUCACUCUUUGGUUGGAUUUGCCACUGCCUAUGAUUUUUUGUACAACUACCUUAGCAAGUCUCAGCAGGAGAGAUUUCUUGAGGUAAUUGCCAAUGCCUCAGGAUACAUGUAUGAAGCAUCAUAUAGGCGCGGAUGGGGUUUUCAAUACCUACACAAUCAUCAGCCUACCAACUGUGUGGCGCUGUUGGCAGGAAGCCUGAUUUUGAUGAAUCAAGGUUAUCUUCAGGAAGCAUACGUAUGGACCAAGCAAGUCCUGGCAAUUAUGGAAAAGUCCAUAGUUCUGCUGCAAGAAGUGACGGAUGGAUCCCUCUAUGAAGGAGUAGCUUAUGGCAGUUAUACCACCAGAUCUCUUUUCCAGUACAUGUUCCUUGUCCAAAGGCACUUUGACAUUAACCACUUGAAACACCCCUGGCUUAAACAACAUUUUGCAUUUAUGUACAGGACAGUACUACCAGGAUUCCAAAGGACUGUUGCUAUUGCAGACUCCAACUACAACUGGUUUUAUGGACCAGAAAGCCAGCUGGUAUUCUUAGACAAAUUUGUUAUGCGUAAUGGAAGUGGAAACUGGUUAGCAGAUCAGAUCAGGAGGAAUCGUGUGCUGGAAGGCCCGGGAACGCCAUCCAAGGGACAGCGCUGGUGUACACUUCACACUGAAUUCCUCUGGUAUGACGCCCGCCUGGGUUCCGUGCCUCCACCAGACUAUGGAAUUCCAAAGCUGCAUUAUUUUGAGGACUGGGGAGUUGUAACAUAUGGAAGUGCUCUGCCGGCUGAAGUCAACAGACCCUUUCUCUCCUUCAAAUCAGGAAAGCUGGGAGGACGUGCAAUAUUUGAUAUUGUUCACCAGAACAAGUACGAAGAGUGGAUCAAAGGCUGGAGGAACUUCAAUGCUGGCCAUGAGCACCCGGAUCAGAACUCUUUUACUUUCGCUCCCAACGGUGUGCCUUUUAUAACAGAAGCUCUGUAUGGACCAAAAUAUACGUUUUUAAACAAUGUGCUGAUGUUUGCUCCAGCUGCAUCAAAGAGCUGUUUUUACCCAUGGGAAGGGCAAGUUACUGAAGACUGUUCAUCAAAAUGGUUGAAAUAUAAACACGAUCAGGCUGCAGAUUGCCAAGGAAGAGUCGUUGCUGCUAUGGAAAGAGGUGGGAUCAUCUUCAUCAGGGGUGAAGGAGUAGGUGCUUACAACCCCAAGCUAAAAUUGAAAAGCCUCCAAAGAAACCUGUUACUUCUCCAUCCUCAGCUCCUCUUACUAGUGGACCAGAUACAUCUUGAUGAUGACAGUCCCUUGGAGGUGGCAACCAGCUUCUUUCACAAUGUGGAUGUGCCUUUUGAAGAAACUGUGACUGAUGAUGUCCAUGGGGCCUUCAUCAGGCAGCGAGAUGGGACAUACAAAAUGUACUGGAUGGAUGACACUGGCUACAGUGAGAAAGCUGUUGUUGCCUCAAGACUGUAUCCCAGAGGCUACCCUUACAAUGGAACAAACUAUGUGAAUGUUACAACUCACCUGCGAAGCCCUAUCACCAGAGCUGUUUAUCUCUUCAUUGGGCCUUCUGUAGAUGUCCAAAGCUUUAAUGUCCAUGGGAAUUCUCAGCAAUUAGAUGUUUUCAUAACAACAGGCGAGCAUGCCUAUGCUGCUUAUUUGUGGACUGGUGAGGAUAAAAGCCACUCGGUCUUUGCACAAGUUAUUGUGGACCGCCAAAAAAUUCUAUUUGACCGAACCUCUACCAUUAGGAGUGCUGCAGCAUCAGAGAUAAGGGAUUAUGUUGGGUUAGUAGAACAGAAUCUACAGCAUUUCAAGCCUGUCUUCCAGCAGCUGGAGAAGCAAAUCCUUUCCCACGUACAGAACACCGACAGCUUCAGAAAGACUGCUGAGCGAUUGCUGCAGUUUUCAGAUAAGAGACAGACAGAGGAAGCCAUUGAAAGGAUAUUUGCAAUCUCUCAGCAACAGCAGCAACAAGGCAGGGGAAAGAGGAACAGGAAGGUAGUUAAAGGGUUUGUUGAUGCUGGCCCUGACAUUUUUGCACAAAUUGAAGUCAAUGAAAGAAAAGUUCGUCAAAAGGCACAAACUUUGGCCGAAAAAGAAUUGCCUGUGGAUGAAGAAGAGGAGAUGAAAGAUCUUCUCGAUUUUGCAGAUAUUACCUAUAGGCAGCAUAAAAACAGUGUAUUGAUCAAAGGCCAAUCUGGCCUGGCACAGAUGUUGGCUACUGCUCGAAGCAGCUCUCCCUCAAUGUCGGCAUCGUACACCCGACUUUUCCUCAUUCUGAACAUAGUUAUUUUCUUUGUCAUGCUUGCAAUGCAGGUGACCUGGUUUCAGAAGGCCAAGAGACUGCACGGCCAAAGAUGUCUCUAUGCAGUCUUGCUUGUUGACAGCUGUAUAUUAUUGUGGCUGUAUUCUUCUUGUUCUCAGUCACAGUGCUAGCUAAAAGACCAGGAGCUUCUUGACCAUUUUAUGAUUAGAUAUGUCUGUGUCAUUCAGUUA